GUGAUGGCGCAUCUUGAACUCUUUGCUUACCAACGUAAUCUACUAUAUUUUUACUUUGCUCUUGAAUUUUUUACCGCAAUAUAGCGAUGUGUUAGUCGCUUGCAAAGAGCUUAAUAUUUAAAAUAUUUCAUUGAAAAAGACGCUUUCUCGGUUGAGCAACUCAAAGGACCCUGUCAUGUGGAAGUGUCACAAAUGCGGCAAGCCCGUUUAUUUUGCGGAGCGAAAACAAUCGCUGGGCUAUGACUGGCAUCCAGAAUGUCUGAGAUGUGAAGAGUGUGGUAAACGUCUGAAUCCUGGGCAGCAUGCAGAGCACAAGGGGGUUCCAUACUGUCAUGUGCCAUGUUAUGGGGCACUUUUUGGUCCUCAGCUUUUUGGACAUGGUACAAGAGUUGAAUCUCAUACCAGUUUUGGUAAAAAGGAAUCUCGUUCUUCAUUGCCAAGAUCCCACUUAGAAUCGAAACUGAAGGUUUUUAACCAGUAUUACGAAGGCAAAAGUGGUGGUAUCAGAAGUAGAGAGGUCAAUGGCAGACUAAUUUUGGAAGGAGCUUUAAGAAUACAUUGGGGCGUGCGUGGAAUUAUACAUUUGAAGGAAGAUGAUGACCAGAGAACUGUUGUCACAGCUAGACAUAGAAACUCUUGCAGAAGAAGCUAUAUUGAUAAAGUAGAAUAUGAAGAAUUAAAGGAUGAGGAAUGUAAAAGUCUUCCUGAUUGUCAAUUAGAUAAUGAAAUUAAUUCAGUCCCACCGUCACCUGAUCACAUAAAAAGCCUUACACUGCCAAUGAAACUUGACGUAAAAAAUAUAGAGUGGGAUGAAGAGGAUGAAAUGGGACGAAAAGUUGAGGACAGCGAGAAACAGUAUCAAACUUUGCCUAAAAAUUUUCUAUCAGACAGUUUACAUUCCAUAACCGAUACCGCGACGACGUCAACUAAUCAUUCAACUACGGCCACUUCUGAACCAAACAGCCCUGAUACAGAUACCAGCAACAGUAUAAUUAAAGAUAGCAGCGUCAGUAGUACACCAACUCAUAGUAUAAGCAGCUCUUCGACUACCGACACGCCGACUUAUAAAGAUGAUUCAAACAAAAAUGGUGCUUUACGCAGAGUAGAGUAUUUUGACAGUUUAGAUAAAAGUACUACAGCAAGUAGUCAGUCAAUUAGUGAUGAAGAUAGUUGGGUUGAGAAAGGCUUGAAUCGUUCUAUGUCCGGGCCUGAUUGUCUGCAGAGGCAUAGAACUGAUAGUGACACAGAUUCUGUAAAUUCAUUGCAUUUCCGUGAUGAUGACAUGACAAUGUCAACUGACAGUGGCUUAGAGUUGGAUGGUGUAGUUCUCCGUCGAAAGCAAGGCUCAACAGCAAUCAAACGACGGCCAGGAGCAAGACGUCAAUCCCGCAAUCGUCUUAGAAGACGAUGCUCGAUCAAUGGACAUUUUUACAAUCGCGAGACUAGUUUUUUUACUCCACCUCAUGGUUCGCAAAUGUCAGUCUGGGUGACAAGUCUCGUAAGUACUCAAGAGGUGAUAAAUCUCAUGCUUGACAAGUACAAAGUUGAUGCCAAGUCCGACAAUUUUGCACUCUUCGUUGUUCGAGAUAAUGGAGAGCAGCGUAAAUUAAGGGAUGACGAGUAUCCCUUGGAAGUACGAGUGGUUCUCGGUCCACACGAGAACAUUGCUCGGCUAUUCUUGGUUGACAAAUUCACGACUCCAGAAAUCAGUUCUGACGUCGCUCAAUUUCUCAAUUUAUCUUUGGCCGAGUGUCAAAACAUUUUGCAGCGUUAUCAUUACGAGGAGGAGCGUCAAAUGCUCAUGCUGAAAGAAAAAUAUAAGGAGAUGCGUCGCAGAAUAAAGCAACGCAUGGAAGAGCUGAAAGUCCGUUUAUGAAAUGCAGAGUAAUUAUA
Copidosoma floridanum is the source of this 1893-nucleotide messenger RNA. It is a transcript of the gene Rassf, whose product is annotated as Ras association family member. The record is from RefSeq and is a predicted model, not a curated record. NCBI's taxonomy places the organism in Eukaryota, Metazoa, Arthropoda, Insecta, Hymenoptera, Encyrtidae. Gene Ontology annotation, biological process: signal transduction.